AUGCUUUAUGAACAGGUGCAUAGAGUCACAAGUGACAAGUCUGAUAAGCGGCUUCUGUUGGGAGAAUUGAGUAGGACUAUUGAUCCCAAUACAAUCACAAGUCCUUCUGUUCUUGCCGUACCAACAAAUGAGGACGCAAUAUUGACUCAAAUAUCUAUUCUUACCGGGAAAAUCAAAAGUAUUGAUCUCGAUGCUUCUUCAAUCGCUGAAUCCCUCGACCACAUCCAGGAUACGAAAAUCGUCGUGUCGUCUCCUCGACGUGACCACAUGUCCGAUCUGCCUGGCACGGAGGAUUUAAAAGGCAGCAUAUGGUCAAAAGUUUCCAAGAUGCUGAGAAUACAGCUCGCUAGUCUUGAUUUUGGGCUUAUAGGCAAACAAGUCGAGGAUCUUGUCGAACGGUUGAUUACAGUCCGCGAACGACUGCAUAUCGAUUUACUGUCACGUCGAAAAUGCGUGCACAUUAUUGCAAGGGCCACAGGAUAUCCCGAAAUCAUCCCAGGCGAGGCUACCAGUUGA
Molecule: messenger RNA, 516 nt
Organism: Psilocybe cubensis
Lineage: Eukaryota; Fungi; Basidiomycota; Agaricomycetes; Agaricales; Agrocybaceae
Exons: 3
Coding region: 1-516 (171 amino acids)
Source: RefSeq, a predicted model, not a curated record